Messenger RNA from Anthonomus grandis grandis, 1126 nucleotides. RefSeq names its product 26S proteasome non-ATPase regulatory subunit 7 (gene Rpn8). NCBI's taxonomy places the organism in Eukaryota, Metazoa, Arthropoda, Insecta, Coleoptera, Curculionidae. Gene Ontology annotation, cellular component: proteasome regulatory particle; proteasome complex. Bases 101 to 1066 code for a protein of 321 amino acids. The transcript is spliced from 2 exons. Gene Ontology annotation, biological process: proteasome-mediated ubiquitin-dependent protein catabolic process. Gene Ontology annotation, molecular function: protein binding; metallopeptidase activity. The record is from RefSeq and is a predicted model, not a curated record.
CUUGUCAAAAUUCUCCCAACUGUCAAAAAAAUUUUGUUUAUCAUCGUUUCGCUUGCCGAUUUUCUUGUAUUCCAAAAACGAUAUUCAGUAUUUAACAAAAAUGCCGACACAAGAAGUAACCACCACCAAAGUCGUCGUUCACCCCCUGGUGCUAUUAAGCGUGGUGGACCAUUUCAACCGUAUGGGCAAAAUCGGUAACCAAAAACGAGUCGUGGGCGUCUUACUGGGUUGUUGGAGGGCCAAGGGAGUUUUGGACGUCUCCAACAGUUUUGCUGUACCCUUUGAUGAGGAUGACAAAGACAAAUCUGUAUGGUUCUUGGAUCAUGACUAUUUAGAAAACAUGUAUGGAAUGUUCAAAAAAGUAAACGCGAGGGAAAGAGUGGUCGGUUGGUACCACACUGGCCCCAAGCUGCACCAAAAUGAUAUUGCUAUUAAUGAAUUAGUAAGGAGAUAUUGUCCCAAUUCUGUACUGGUUAUAAUCGAUGCAAAACCUAAAGACUUAGGGUUACCUACUGAAGCCUACCAGGCAGUGGAAGAAGUGCAUGACGAUGGCUCGCCAACUUCAAGGACCUUUGAACAUGUCCCAAGUGAAAUUGGUGCCGAAGAGGCUGAAGAAGUCGGUGUUGAACACUUAUUAAGGGAUAUUAAAGACACCACUGUGGGAACUUUAUCCCAAAGGAUCACCAAUCAACUUCUUGGUCUCAAAGGGUUGUUGUCCCAAUUAAAAGAAAUCCGGGAUUAUUUGAUUCAAGUCAAAGAUGAAAAGCUCCCCAUUAACCACCAGAUCAUUUAUCAGUUGCAAGAUAUUUUCAAUUUCCUUCCCGAUAUCAAUCAAGUGCAGUUCAACAAGAGUUUUUAUGUGAAAAAUAAUGAUCAGAUGCUGGUGGUUUAUUUGGCUGCUUUAGUGAGGAGUAUUGUGGCACUGCAUAACCUUAUUAACAAUAAAUUAACUAAUAGGGAUGCUGAAGAGGGCAAAAAAGAGGACAAAAAAGAUAAGGAAGCGGCCAAAGAGAAGAGCGAGAAGGAUAAGGAGGGGGCUAAUAAGAAAGAAGACAAGAAAAAGUGAGCGGUAUUUAUUCUUAAGAGACUUUUGCUUAUUUUGAAAAUAAAUAGAAUUAAUUUGUAA